AUGGAGGUCGCCACGACCGCAAAUUUCUAUUGCUCCCGGCGUCAGGCGAGCCCCUCCCGAUCGGCGCCGGGUCCUCAUCCGGGCCGGUCCCGGCUUACCUACGACCGCGCUCUACGAACCCCGGUUCCAUACCGAUCCCACCUCAACGACCCUGCCCUCCGCGCCCUCCCCACCCACCGAAUACCAAGGCAACAGCGCCAUCGGCCCCGGCGGCACGCAGUACCGCGACUCCCCCACUUCCGCAUCUUCGCCGCGCCCUCCCCCGACGUCGCCGACGCCAUGAUCCGCUCCCUCGAGUCCGCCUACGCCUGCUUCGUCGAGGACCUCGGCUGGCGCUCCACGGGCCUCUCCUUCCGCGACGCGGCGGACGCGGGGCCCUGGACCAAGGUCAACGUGUACAACGUCGGGACGGGGCUCGGCGCCGCCGCCAACACGGGCACGGACGAAGGCUUCGGCAUGUCCUUUAUCAACGUCGAGGCCGCCUACCUCACCACCCCGAGCGUGACGGUCCACGAGUACGGCCACUGCCUCACCUACGCGGCGGGCGCCUGGAUCGAGCAGUGGAACACGGGCGCGUGGUGGGAGAGCGUGGCGAAUUUCGUCGCCGACCUGUGGCUCACGUCGGACCUUCAUUGGCGACUCGUUCCAGGUCAUCGUCGACGGUACCCCAACACGGGCAACUACUACCAGGCGUGGCCGUUCCUCUACUACAUCUACGCUAACCCGGACGAGUUCCCCGGCCUCGGACGAGCCACCUUCCCCGGCGUGUGGACCCAGUACGAGCCCAACAGCCAAGUCACCCCGCUGCACGUCAUCCAGAAGCUCGCCGGCACCACCCGGGUUCAGGACGUCGUCGCCAAGUACUGGGCCCGCAUGGCCUUCCUCGACAUCGCCCACCCCAAGGCCCAGGCUCUCUUCGAGAGGGACCGCGCCCGCCUCAACUACCAAAACCUCGACCCCGCCGGCGCCGCGGGCACGUACCGCCCCAAGGCUGCCCGUCGGCCGCAGUACAUGGGCGCCAACAUCAUUCCCCUCAAGGGCACCGGCGGUGGGCCGGUCUCCGCCAAGAUCACCGCCUCGGCGCCCUUCUCCGCGACCCUGGCCAUCCGCGCCGCCGACAAAAAGACGGUGCAGUACGUCGAGCUUGUCGACGGCGCGGCCGAGGCCACGGUCGACGCGGGUAGCGAAGCCAUGCUGGUCGUCGUCAACACCCCGGCCGAGAUCCUCAACUUUGACCCGUUCAAGCUGACGGAUGUGGAGAGGCAGGCCCUGGAUUACACGCUGACCUUGACGGGUGCAACGGCGUGA
Molecule: messenger RNA, 1308 nt
Organism: Parascedosporium putredinis
Lineage: Eukaryota; Fungi; Ascomycota; Sordariomycetes; Microascales; Microascaceae
Source: the annotation of a GenBank genome assembly